UGUAUUUCCUCUCCCCGGAUAGGUUGCUCUGGCGAGGGCCGCUGUGUCACGUGGACUCUGCUCCCGCCGCCACCGCCUCCGUCGUCUUUCUCUGUCUCCACUGAGGCAGCCAUCUUGCUCUUGCCGCGUGCUGGUGUUUGAGGACCCUCCCUGCUUCAGAUUUACCACAGCAUGAAUCAAGAAAAGUUAGCCAAACUUCAGGCUCAGGUCCGGAUAGGGGGCAAGGGUACAGCUCGCAGAAAGAAGAAGGUGGUACAUAGAACAGCUACAGCUGAUGACAAAAAACUUCAGAGUUCUCUAAAAAAACUGGCUGUCAAUAAUAUAGCUGGUAUUGAAGAGGUAAACAUGAUUAAAGAUGAUGGAACAGUUAUUCAUUUCAACAAUCCCAAAGUCCAAGCUUCCCUUUCUGCCAACACCUUUGCAAUUACUGGUCAUGCAGAAGCCAAACCAAUCACAGAAAUGCUUCCUGGAAUAUUAAGUCAGCUUGGUGCUGACAGCUUAACAAGUCUUAGGAAGUUAGCUGAACAGUUCCCUCGGCAAGUGUUGGAUAGCAAAGCACCAAAACCAGAAGACAUUGAUGAGGAGGAUGAUGAUGUUCCAGAUCUUGUAGAAAAUUUUGAUGAGGCAUCAAAGAAUGAAGCUAACUAAAAUUUUUUCUGGUUUUUGGAAGCUGGCAUGGACUAGAUUUAACAUCAGCUAUGUGGUUCCAAAGUUUUACAGACACGGAGAAUAUCAACUGUUACUAGUUCAGUAAUAUAAAUAUUUUGUAUAUUAAUAAUGCUGUUUGUUCAGCAUUUUUUGGUCAUAUAAUUUUGCAUUUUGCACUUCCUCCCAGGAUCUACUCUUUUGGUCAAAAUAAGAAGUAUUGGUGCAGCUUGAGGGUGUCUUGAUUUUUGAUUCUUGGUUUUUUUGUUUGGGAUAUUUUUGGUGUGUGUAUGUUUAUGUGUGUGUGUGGGUAUGUGUAUAUACAAUGGAGAGCAAAUUGGAAAACAGUUCUAUUUAUCCUCCUUCUUCCCCCAGUAGAAAUAAAACAAAUCUUUACAUCUGUUACUUUUAAUUUUUUUUCUAAUGCAUAAAAUUAAUGAAAAGUGAAUUAACCUUGGAUUUCAAAUCUGAAGAGAAUUUUAUCCUUGAAGGUUUGGUUUUCAUUUGCUUGGUUAACACAUUUGUCAUACAUUUCUCUGGGUUUAAAAUGUCUUGAGAUAUUUUCACCAGCUUCCUGCUGGUGAAAUAGGUAGCAUAUCUUUGGUGCAAUUGCCUUAGAUUUCACUUACCUAGUCAGACCCAGAAGUAGUUUCUUUCUAAAUUCCUUUUUCCCUCCUUUUGACCUCUACAUGGCCUGGUACGUCUUUGGAAAUGCUCUUCCUCAUCUUCCACCUAGCCUCAGAAGAAUGUUCUCCGUAUAGAGUUAAGUGAGUGCCUAAUCCCUCUUUUUUGGGACUUUGUUCCCUUAUCUUAAGGCAUAACACUUCAUCUUCAACUUUUUAUUUCCCCCUUGAUUUUACAGUUUGGUAGAUUUCAAACUGGAAUAGCUAGCAUGUGCUUGCUAAAUAAUUUUAUGCCAGCCUUAUCCUGUAUCCUAGCUGUUCUUAAUAGCAGGUGCAAAAAUGCCUUUUUUUUUUUUUUUAUAGUGAGGUUGGAAUUGGGAAUGUCCUUUUGAAUCAGGAAAAAAAAAAUAGGCCAUAUACUCAUCCCCCAGCACCAAAGGGCAUUCUGUGAAGAGUUAUUGGCCUGAGGAGGAUUUCUUCAACCACUCUCCUACUCUGGCCUUGAACCUACCUCUAGAUUGGAUAUUAUUAUUAUUGCUGCUCACAGCAUCCUCCUGCAUGCUUACUAGAGUAAUGCUUUGGGAGAACACUGGUAAAACACAGUAUUUAAUUGUCACCUCCUUUCAGAGGACUUGGAGGUAAGUUGCAUUCAUUCAAGUUUCCCUCUUGAUAUCUAAUGAUAAAAGCUUGCAUUUUGCUAUAUCAGCAUUUGUUUUAGCUAAUAUUUAAGGAUAAGAUUUAGAAAAUCAUUUCCUGGCCCAACAUCAAACUAACUGUGGCUUAACCUCACAGCCUGUCAACUUUGUUUCAAGCUAGAUAUCUUGAUUUGACAUCUAAAGUGCAAGACCAACAACAUAUCAAGCAAUCUGUAAACACAAAGGCAAAGCUCUUGUGUUUUAUUGUCCAGACACCUCAAUUUAUUUUAUAAAUUUGUUCAUUUUCCUGUUAUGUUUUAUAUAAUAUAUGGACUUAACUACAAAAUAAAAUAACAAAAGAGGAUAUUUCCUCUUGGCUUCUCUUAUUGUUGUCUGCAGAAUUUCCUUCUUUUGUAUAUCACCUCUACCCCCAAGUCUCAAAUGAAUUUCAGCCCAAUCAUUUGAAAUAAUGUUUCAUCCAUUGUUACUCUAAGUGGUCUAUAUCAGGGGUGUCAAACUAAUUUUCACCAGGGGCCACAACAGCCUCAUGGUUGCCUUCAAAAGGCCGAAUGUAAGUUUAGGACUGUAUAAAUGUAACUACUCCUUAACAGUUAAGCAAGAGCUGGGUACUGCCACCAGGUAGAAACAAGGUGCCAGGCCAGAUAAAACAAGGUGGAGGGUCAGAUUUGCCACCUGUGGUCUAUAUAGUCCAGAGUUCUGUUCCUCUGUCACCAAAGGACACAUUGUGGGGCAGAGAUGGUUAGGAUGGGCAUGAAGUGGUUAAGGACAUGUAAGAGAUAAAGAGGAAAGGAAAAGGGGAAAGCCUCCUGUCUUCAUCUGAAAGAUAGGAGGCUGGGUCUUAGUUUAGACUCUGGCAAUAACUACAUGACCCUGUACAGGUCACCUAAUUACAUAAUCUGAAAUUUAUCAGUCCAAUGAGGUGUUUCUAAAUCUUAAUGUUUCUUGCUGUCCUGUAAAACUCAUUACUGAAAAUUCUCAAGGAGAUGAUUUUAUCAUCUUUUCAGAAAUAUCUUUUUAUCAAUACCCAUAAAGCCUUUAACUACUCACCCAGAGGAACUCUGCUAUUUCCUUUUAUCCUGUUAACAAAUGUCUGGCCUCUCUCAUGUGCAAUAAGCUAGUAGUGUUUUUUUAAAAAGUUUUCAUACCUUCUUUCCUGGACAAAGCAUAUUGAGAUCCUGGCUCAACCCAAAGAAAUGUUCCUGCCUUCAGAAUGAGUAGGCAUAGGUAACAGUAUGAAUGAAACUUUUAUAAAUUGUAGUGUUCUUGGCACAAAAAAGAAUUGCAUAGUUUUUUUUUAAUAUGGGAAGUAGUUACUAAAUAUGUACUUUUUCCAAGGUUAUGUAUUUAUUGCCAAGAUAAUUAUAGAAGUAUUUCUGGGGAAAUUCACCUGAAAUUUUGGGGGCAAUUGAAGAAAUGUCUUUUUGCAAAAAAAUCAAUUCAUGGUCUUAAUUUUUGUGGUUAGCGCUUUCAGUUUUUGUAAAGCUCAUUUAUCUACUUUUAGGAAGCCCAAAGUAAAUAGUUGAGAUCUCAUAUUUGUUUUACCUGUACUUUUCCCAUUAAGCAAUGGUUUAAGAAUAA
Molecule: messenger RNA, 3502 nt
Organism: Phyllostomus discolor (pale spear-nosed bat)
Lineage: Eukaryota; Metazoa; Chordata; Mammalia; Chiroptera; Phyllostomidae
Gene: BTF3L4
Product: basic transcription factor 3 like 4
Exons: 6
Coding region: 172-648 (158 amino acids)
Source: RefSeq, a predicted model, not a curated record